Acaulospora morrowiae is the source of this 1236-nucleotide messenger RNA. NCBI's taxonomy places the organism in Eukaryota, Fungi, Glomeromycota, Glomeromycetes, Diversisporales, Acaulosporaceae. The record is from the annotation of a GenBank genome assembly.
AACGUGAUCAAAAUAGAUGAUUCUGGCGGUUAUUACGAAGUCUUCCAAGAUGGUGCCGAGACAAAACUUGAGAAAGCAAAGAUUACCUUGGAUGACUGUUUAGCUUGCAGCGGAUGCAUCACGUCCGCCGAGAGUGUCCUCAUUACGAUGCAGACUCACGAAGAAUUGUACAACGUACUAAAAAGUAACAAGCAAGCUAGACAAGAAGGAAGGGUCGACGAGGUGAAGACUGUGGUGGUCUCGAUCGCACCUCAGUCUCGAGCCUCUAUUGCAGCGAGGUACAAUUUAACACCACAGCAGGUGUUCCGACGUAUGACUCACUUUUUCCAAUCACUUGGGGUGGAUUAUGUUUUUGACACUUCAUUCUCACAGGACUUUUCCUUACUUGAAAGUGCUCGAGAAUCACCGUCGAUGAAUAAAACCAAUAAAUCGAAGGGUUUCGAAGAUUCGAGUUUGCCAAUGUUGGCUUCGUCUUGCCCGGGGUGGAUAUGCUACGCUGAAAAAACUCACGGAUUUAUAUUACCGUACAUAAGUCAAACCAAAUCACCCCAACAAAUCAUGGGUUCGAUUGUCAAAGAUUAUUUCGCGAAAAAGAUUGGAGUCAUGCCAAACAACAUUUAUCACGUUGGAAUUAUGAUGUGUUAUGAUAAGAAAUUGGAGGCGUCAAGGACAGAUUUUUUCGAUGAAAAAUAUCAAACUCGAGAUGUUGAUUGUGUCAUUACAACAGUUGAGGUCAUCGAUAUGUUUGAAGAACAAAAUUACAACAUCAAGGAGAGUCCUGAAUCAUACCUACAUUCACUGACGAAGACCACACAGGAUGGUCAACUGUUGCGAUCGUCGGGUUCAGCUUCAGGAGGAUUUUUGGAAUUUAUUCUUGAAUAUUCGGCGCGCGAACUAUUUGGAAUAACCGAAAUUGAUGUUGAGCGAGCAAAGGGUGUAAUGGUUAAAACCGGACGUAACAAGGAUUUUAAGGAGGUUAUACUUGAAGUCGAAGGGGAACCCCUGUUGAAAUUCGCAUCGGCAUACGGUUUUCGAAACAUACAAAAUCUUGUCCGAAAGAUCAAAAACGGAAACAUGCAAUAUCAUUACAUCGAAGUGAUGGCCUGUCCAUCUGGCUGUAUAAAUGGAGGCGGUCAAUUAAAACCGAGUGAAACAGUUCCGAUAAAAGAAUGGAUCAAUGAGGUGAACAAUGUUUACCGGUCGGUCGAUGCUUUGUCACCCGAACAAAAUGAAGUC